Molecule: messenger RNA, 306 nt
Organism: Patella vulgata (common limpet)
Lineage: Eukaryota; Metazoa; Mollusca; Gastropoda; Patellidae
Product: glutamate receptor U1-like
Exons: 2
Cellular component (GO): membrane
Molecular function (GO): glutamate-gated receptor activity
Source: RefSeq, a predicted model, not a curated record
GUCGCGGAUGGCAAUUACGGCGGCCAAAAUGAAGUGGGGGAGUGGCAAGGGUUGGUAGGACAGCUAACUCGUCAAGAAGUAGACAUUGUUAUCGCAGAUUUGAGUCUAACUAAAGAACGCUCUCGGGUGAUCGACUUUAUUUUACCGCCAUUUCAUACGACUAAUUUGGCGGCUUUGUUGGAUGAUAUUUCAGGUGCAUUUUUCGUAGCUUUGAUUGGGUUGGCUAUCACACUAUUAGUCCUGUUGGUAGAAAUCAUUGUGAAACAAAUAAUGGGAAGCAAGCUAGAUAAAUGCCGAUAUGCCUGA